CGGUUCCCCCCGGUCCCGUCGGGCGGCGCCUGUGGCGGGCGGAGGGGAGUUUCCAGGAAGUGGCCAUAUUGGAUCCAUUCAGCCGCAUCCACCCGCGGCGGGGACAGCCGCGCUCCCGCCGCCGGAGCCGCGCCAGCCCCGGCCAUGGCCGCCACCGACCUGGAGCGCUUCUCGAAUGAAGAGAAGAGGAACCUUUCCCUGGGGGGCCAUGUCGGCUUCGACAGUCUCCCGGAUCAGCUGGUCAGCAAGUCUGUCACACAGGGCUUCAGCUUCAACAUCCUCUGUGUGGGUGAGACCGGCAUUGGGAAAUCCACACUAAUGAACACCCUCUUCAAUACCACGUUUGAGACAGAGGAAGCCAGUCACUACGAGAGCGCAGUCCGCUUGCGGCCACGCACCUACGACCUGCAGGAGAGCAACGUGCACCUGAAGCUGACGAUCGUGGAUGCGGUUGGCUUCGGGGACCAGAUAAAUAAAGAUGAAAGUUACAGGCCGAUAGUUGAGUACAUUGAUACGCAGUUUGAAAAUUAUUUGCAAGAGGAGCUGAAGAUCCGUCGCUCCCUCUUCAACUACCACGACACGAGGAUCCACGUCUGCCUCUACUUCAUCACCCCCACCGGCCACUCCCUCAAGUCCUUGGACCUGGUUACUAUGAAGAAGCUCGAUAGCAAGGUGAACAUCAUCCCGAUCAUUGCCAAAGCAGACACCAUCUCCAAGAGCGAGUUGCACAAGUUCAAGAUCAAGGUGAUGAGCGAGCUGGUCAGCAAUGGGGUGCAGAUCUACCAGUUCCCUACAGAUGAUGAAGCAGUCGCUGAGAUCAACUCAGUGAUGAAUGCUCAUCUGCCCUUUGCCGUGGUCGGCAGCACAGAGGAGGUGAAGGUUGGGAACAAGCUGGUGAGAGCUCGGCAGUACCCAUGGGGAGUGGUGCAAGUUGAGAAUGAAAGUCACUGUGACUUUGUGAAGCUGCGGGAAAUGCUGAUUCGGGUCAACAUGGAAGAUCUUCGGGAGCAGACUCACACCCGCCACUAUGAGCUGUACAGGAGGUGCAAACUGGAAGAGAUGGGCUUCAAGGACACAGAUCCUGACAGCCAGCCCUUCAGCCUCCAAGAAACAUACGAGACCAAAAGGAAAGAGUUCUUGGGAGAGCUCCAGAGGAAAGAGGAAGAAAUGAGACAAAUGUUUGUUAACAAAGUCAAGGAGACGGAGGCAGAGCUGAAGGAGAAGGAGAGAGAGCUGCAUGAGAAAUUUGAGCACUUAAAAAGGAUACACCAGGAAGAGAAACGGAAGGUGGAGGAGAAGAGGAGGGAGCUGGAGGAGGAGAUGAACGCCUUCAACCGGCGGAAAGUAGCGGUGGAAACCUUGCAGUCCCAAUCCUUGCAGGCUACCUCACAGCAGCCGCUGAAGAAGGACAAAGACAAGAAAAAUUAAUCACACACAGACUUUCAGGCCAAGAAUGGACUUGGUGCUUUCAUGUGUUAAGUUGCUUGAGUUUCCCACCCUGUGACCCUUCUCAUAACAUUGUGUGAGUGGACCAAAGUGAAAGAGAAAAUGAGCAUCUUCGGUGCUGGCGGUGUAACGACUCCCUGUUAUCCAUGCAGAGUUUGGCAGGAGGCUUUAAGGAAGUAACCAUGUACAUUUUGUUAAACAAAGGCAACUAAUCCCUAAAAUAAGAUGUUUUGUUCUAAACCCAGUGGUCGAGCAGCCGUGUAUACAGUGACUGUAACUGUUUGUCUGAACUCAUCUUACCCACCAGCUAAAUAAUUGCUUUCUAGCUUUGUUUUUACUUUGUAAUUCACUUGGUGACUGCUUGAGGCUCAUUGACCUUCCCCUGUACAUGCACAAAUGUGACGAAUGGUGUGAAGAAUGCUCAAACGUGUAUUUUUCUAGCAAAGUAAGUUCUCCAUUUGAGUGAGCUUAAACACAGUGCUCAGACUUUCUGCCCUGGGAAUCCUACUCCGAGUAACCCUCAUUCUAGUAAUUCUAUAUUUUAAUCCUGAAUUACUCUAAACACUUUCUACAUCAUUUAUAAGAAAUAUAUAUAUAUAUAUAUAUAAGGAGAAUGGUUAUAAAAUUCAUGGGACAAUGUUUUGAGUUUACUGCUAAAGUAGAACAUUUAUAUAGAAAGAUUUUUCAUAAGAGUGUGUCGUAUAAUGUGGAGCUACAGGAUUUGUGUAACUUCUCAGUUGUCAUUUACCAAUGUACUUUACUGUGUGUCAAAACUAUUUAAGCAAUCAUCUUUACUUUUACUCUUUAACCUUAAACUUAUUAUGUGCCUAAACAAGGAGACUCCCCUAAUCUUGAGCUAUGCACCCUAUUUAUACCGAUAGGCGUUAUUCCUCUUAGAAGGUGGUUCUCUUAACACUCCUCAUGCCUGGAAAUCACAGCCUGGUUUUCCUGGGCAGCUGAGCUCAGAGGAAUAAUUAGGAUCAAUGUUAGUUUUUUCCACUCGAACCAUUCUGUGAUCAGGCAGGACAAUAACUGAGUAGAGGCUUACUAGCUACGUUGUCAUGGAAUAAUAGCUGGACCCAAUUCCAUCCAUCCAUCACGUAACAGGCUAAAAGAAAGCAAAUAUUUUAUAUUAACCCUCACAUAGUGUCUUUAGAGUUUAUGAGAACACUGGCUGGCUAAGUGUUAGUUGUGAGGGUGUGUGUUUUUAUCUAGUUAUUCAUGUUACAGGACUUUUCUGAUGCUUUUUUUCUUAAAGACUUGUCUUCAAGCUGUCAGCAGGUUCCUUCUUUGAGGCGCAGACAGAAGUGCACGGCCUUGUACCUCGGCUGUUAUGGUCUGUUUGAGGGCAGCCCUUGCUGGAUUGUAAAAUGAGGUUCUCUAAGUUGCAUAUCCCAUAACAGCAGGGGUUUGUUUCUUGUUUUCCUUUCCCAAUACAUGCUCAGGUGUUAGACUCUUUUCAUAUGGCCUUUUAUUUGGAUAUACUGCAAAUCAGUGUUACUUGAUGCUGGCGAGAAAGAACCUCACAAAGAUGUCACGGGUACCCUCCAGAACAGGCUGCUUGUCAAAGGGGAGGAGUUGUGUGUGCUCGUUAGGAGCCUGCUGAAAGCUGAACAUGAAUGUUUAAGGCUGUGCCUCCAGGUAGAUGUUUUAAAGAGUCAAAUGUAGGAGGGUUGGUGUCUUGUUCUCAGAGAAACAGACGAGGAACCCAACCUCUUGUUACAUGCAAGGAGACAAUUCCAGCUCAUGCUGACCACAGUCCAGCCACACAGCGAAUGAGGGGCAGGACUUUGAUGUUUUGCUGAUGAGAGGAGCUCUGGUGCACUAAUUGCACGAGUGAGCAGCACUAUUUGGUUUACUACUUGUUUUACUUCUCAAGGCUGCUGCUGUGCAGGCCGGGAUAAAACCGCAUCCGAUGAUCCUGGGUGUGCAAAGAGCCUUUUCCAGUCGAUCAUUCCCUCCCGAUCUCGUGGUGCAGCCAGCAAGAUCUAUGCAAAUGAUUUUAACUGCUCUGGCUCAUCAGAGAUCGAUUCUUUUUUCCUGGAAUAGCAGGUUAUUUAGAGUAAUGAUGAAAGAGUAAAAACCUUCAAAUCCAUGGGCAUUGUGGAGAAAUUUCCAGCUUUUUCUGAUGAAGACAUUCAGAAUGUAUGUAACAAUAUUUUAAUGACGAUGAUUAUUAUAUUACAUUGACUUUAUGUUGUGACAGACAUCCCUUUUCCUUGUAGUUACUUGUUCUUUAGAGCAUUCACCACCAUAAUCUCCCCAAUGGGACUCAGUCAUAUUGCUUUUCGCUAGUACUCGAUUUUCCCUUUUGGCUGAGACAAGGUCUCGCUAUGUGGUAUGUAGGGUAGUUGUGAUCUUGUUUUUAUUUAACAAGUUACAAAUACAUGGUGAUGCUAAUCUCAAUCCAGUCCGAAGACUUACAUUUUAUAGGCUAAAAGAAGUGAAAGAAAACCCCUUCAGAAAUGACCAAAACUGUUCAGUUAAGCAUCUUGCAGCUGGUUUAUACAUUUAUCUAUAAAAGGUUGUUAUUAAUGGGAAAAACUAUCCAUUGUUUUUUAUCAUUUAACCAUUUACCAUCAUGUAUGUUGUCUGCUUUCUAAUUUAAAAUGUGUUUUAUGGGGCUCUGAGCUCUGUAGGCUUCAUGUCUGGCUGUGGUGGAUGCCCCUGGGUGGAGCUGGGGAGGUUGGCUCAGAGCCUCGGGGGCCUGCAGCAUCCCUUCUCUUUGCCAUCCCGAAUGUGGGGGGUUGUUGGCUGGUUUUUGGGUUUUUUUUUGACUUUCAUUUCUUUCCACUCACUUUGUACGUUGUUUUCUUUUAUUAAAUCUCACGUGUAUUUUGAGUUCUUGUGGUGUCGUUUAUUUAGUGGUGCAUUUCCUGUGGGUCUCUGUUGAAAUGACAACGUGGCGCAAUCGAUUGAAAGUGUUACCAGGCACAGGAUGUCUUGUGACUCUUGGGAGCAUUCCAACAUGAAAUUAGCUGCUCAUUAACAAUUAGUUAAUCAUGCAGCAUGCGGAAAGGCACCUCAUCUGGAACUGGGGAGAGAUUUGAAGCUAUUAAUUCAAAUGCCAUCCCUAAUUGAGCAAAAGGAGCCUUCAAGCUCGUUGGCACAUCUCCUGUGGGAUCUGGUGACUGAAAGGGUAGAUGUACCAGCAGAUUGGCUGAUGUAACACUGCCCAAAGAGGUGAUUUAAGAGUGGGAUGAAAGGGGAGAAAGGUGGAGGGUUUCCUAAUAGUACAGGGGGUUGGAACUGGAUGAGCUUUAAGGUCUCUUCCAACCCAGAUCAGUCUGGGAUUCCAUGAUAACCUCCAAAGCUGUGUGCUUUUUCUGGAGAAGCACGUUGUAUGCUUAGGUCAAGGCCAGAAAUAAGCACAGCUUUAGUUUGGGGCUCUUCUUUGAGCCUGCUUGAGAGCUCUUUUUUAAGCCUGCUGCUGAAGCUUUACCCUGAGGCGUGUCCUUGCUGUCUGUUCUGUGUUAUCGCUACAUAGGAAGUUAUUUUGGGGUAAUUUAGGGUCUCUCUGGUUUGUGUUUGUUAUUGGACCGAGAUCAAUGCUGCAGUUCAGACCAAGCCAACAAGUGGAGUUUGGCUGAUGCACAGUGUUUGCUGAAGGGCUGCUUUUGAUGGAGCGUUUUCUGCAGCCUCAGUUCCAAGCACAAAAGCAAGUCAGUGAUCUUGGCUGGAUCCUGGCUGCUUCCAAGAUCAUCUUAGGAAUGUGCAGGUGGACUGUGCUGUUGCUGCAGGAGUUCGCUUGUGUGCGAGACCUCUGCUGUCUGCAUUUAAUACACAGCUUGCUUUAAAGGCAUCGGGCAGUUCUGCAUGUCCUGUGUGCUGUGUGUUGGCAUCCCACCUUUGUACCAGGCCGGGCUGGUGCCCAGCUCUGGUACCGAGGUGACCAGAAGAGGUGGCUGGAGCUGUUGGGACAUUGCCUGUGGCCAUCACUGCCCCAGUGAAUUAGUUGGGGAAUUAAGGUGGUAGAGACCGGUCAUUUUAAAGCUGGGCCAUCUGGUGGUGCAGGAUGAUGUGCAUUGGCAAGUGAUCUUCCACAGGAGCAAUGUUAAUUAGUCAUUAAUAUCCAUGCAAAGCCCCUAGAGAUGCUUGCAACAGAAUGAGGAGUGCAGAGGGUGUUAAGCUCAGCAGCAAGGUAGGUCCUGCCCAUGUUUUGCAGCUCCAGAGCUGAAGCCCAGUGACCAAGACCCCAGGACGUGUCGGUGCUUUCCCUUAGGAGACAACCCAAGCCCAACCUGGCCUCCUUGUCCUGGGCUGUUCUAUAGGACAAACACAAAGCCCCUGGCCUGGGCUGUGUGUCCUGGCCAGGCUGGGACAGCUCUGUCCUCCUCCCACCCCAUCACAGCACACAGCUUCUCAGAUGUUCCCUCCAGCAGCCGUUCCUCAUUCAAACUUCCCAUCAAUCCUCUGGUUACUGGUUCCAAACAAGGUCUUGGCAGCUGUGAGAGCUUCUCUGGGUCGUGAUGGUUUAAAUUCAGGUGCCUGUGCCCAGCCCCACAUGUUAGAUUUGUACUUUGACCCUUCAUGCUGUCUUAAUGUAAGUGACUGAAACUCAAACACUGAUUCUCUUCUGUUCUUU
Molecule: messenger RNA, 6031 nt
Organism: Strigops habroptila (Kakapo)
Lineage: Eukaryota; Metazoa; Chordata; Aves; Psittaciformes; Psittacidae
Gene: SEPTIN8
Product: septin 8
Exons: 10
Coding region: 145-1428 (427 amino acids)
Biological process (GO): cytoskeleton-dependent cytokinesis
Cellular component (GO): microtubule cytoskeleton; septin complex; septin ring
Molecular function (GO): molecular adaptor activity; GTP binding; GTPase activity
Source: RefSeq, a predicted model, not a curated record